Mauremys mutica (yellowpond turtle) is the source of this 577-nucleotide messenger RNA. It is a transcript of the gene BIRC5, whose product is annotated as baculoviral IAP repeat containing 5. The record is from RefSeq and is a predicted model, not a curated record. Bases 28 to 519 code for a protein of 163 amino acids. NCBI's taxonomy places the organism in Eukaryota, Metazoa, Chordata, Testudines, Geoemydidae. The transcript has 4 exons.
GGGUGCCCCGCGCGCGCGCGCGCGGCCAUGCCGCGCCCAGUCCCGGCAGCCCCCGCGCGCCGCCCCCGCCAGGAUUUGAAGAUGAAGCGCCCCGCGGCCGUCGCCGCGCUCUUGCCCGUCGAGUGGCGGCUCUACCUCAGCGAGACCCGCCUGGCCACCUACCGUAGCUGGCCCUUCACCGAGGACUGCGCCUGCACCCCGGAGCGGAUGGCAGCAGCCGGAUUCAUCCACUGCCCCAGCGAGAACGGGCCCGAUGUGGUGCAGUGCUUCUUCUGCUUCAAGGAGCUGGAAGGCUGGGAGCCUGAGGAUGACCCCGUAGAUGAGCACAGGAAACACUCCUCUGGCUGCGCUUUUCUCUCCCUCCGUAAGAACCCUGUUGACCUGACACUGCAGGAAUUCCUGAAACUGGACAAGGAACGAAUGAGAAACAUGAUUAAAAAGCAAAUCUCUCAGAAAGUGACGGCAUUUAAGGAAGAAUCAGAGCAUGCACGUCGUGAUAUUGAGAAGCUGGUCUCCUAGGCCCCUGCGACUUGCCUUGUGUAGUGUCUGGCUUGUAUAUAUGUUCUCUAGAGUUUCC